Messenger RNA from Drosophila erecta, 3086 nucleotides. RefSeq names its product DNA-binding protein D-ETS-6 (gene Ets21C). Gene Ontology annotation, molecular function: DNA-binding transcription factor activity, RNA polymerase II-specific; sequence-specific DNA binding. Bases 1261 to 2706 code for a protein of 481 amino acids. Gene Ontology annotation, cellular component: nucleus. The transcript is spliced from 3 exons. NCBI's taxonomy places the organism in Eukaryota, Metazoa, Arthropoda, Insecta, Diptera, Drosophilidae. Gene Ontology annotation, biological process: regulation of transcription by RNA polymerase II; cell differentiation. The record is from RefSeq and is a predicted model, not a curated record.
CUUAAAUAAUUAUUAUUUAUAAUUUCAUACUAGAAUUACGUAUAUCUUAUAUCUAUAAGUACACCACUCACGCGACCUGUUGCCAAAUAUCGGGACAGAGAUAAACUUAUAUACAAGAGGCAUGGCAUGGGCCACAGACAACUAACGACUCAUGUCCGAUUUCCCAGAAGGAUGACGCGGCAAAAGCUAGAAAACAAGUCCAAAUGGGAGGGGAACCGAUGAAUGAAUUUUUGUUGGCCGCCAAACGACCUUACACCCGAGCCACCCCCUGUAGCCCACGUACCGGCUGGGGAACUCCAUCGGCUUCCCAGUGAUCGGAGAUCAGUGUGCUCAAUGGUGACUCACUCGGACUACGCCAGCUCCACGACGUCAUGCUUAAGGUUGUUAUUUGCCCUGCCAGCGAGCCAGCGAAGAGUGGAUACUCCGGAGAGCGAAAAGCUCGCGACCCGAGUGGCAAACGGCGCCGGCAAACUGGUCCCGAGCAGCAAGUGCCCCUCGGAGCCAGCCGGUUGGUCAUGGGGCAGCCGAGUCUGCGAGAGAGCGCCAAAAGCUCGUGGCCCCGCGACUUCGUCAUGGCUUUAUCACAGUCCGCCGGUGCUGAUCAUUAGUUCGUCAUUCGGCAAGUGGGUCGGAUCAGGGCCAGAGCGAUCCAAUCGAAGAUCGGCGAUCUGGAGUGGUAUACGGCGCUGCACUUAACCCGAUCGGCGGAUCUUUAAUCGGUCAGUGCAAUAACGGUUAUUAAAAGUUUCUAAUCGCAAACUUUCCGCGAAAGAUUUCCGCGAUUUGCGGCACGUGGAGAGCCUGCAGCUGACUCCACUUGUCCGGUCAGCAGGUGAAAUACCCUGACUAUCUCGGGUGAAUCAUCCGGUCGGACGUACCCACAUCCUAAAUACGUUUCAACCGGUUGCAGUGCCGCCUGCAAUAAGUUCAAUAAUACAGAAGUGCGAUUCGCAGAAUAUUAUGAUUAAACAGGGCCAAAGUGAAGUGAAUAAUUUAAUAGCGCAAAGGGCAGCAAAACAAUAAAUUCACGAAAAGAUAUAUGCAGUGCAGUGUAAUUACCAAAAAUCAAGGCGGUAUAACAAAAUCUUAGUGACGGUACACCCAACUCGACUUAUGAAAUUCAAACCUCAAACCAAUGAAUAAGAUGAAUUUAGAUGCCAUCCGAUAAGGUUAAAGGAAAGUGUAAUUAAAAAGCUAUCAAAACUUCAGCUGAUAUUGACACUGUAGUUGCCGAAAAGGGAGCAGGAACUUCCCAGUUUAAUGGCCAUUCUGCAGAAUAGUCGCCAGAGUCACAAGCAACUCAAAAUCCACAUCCAGACGAUUCACAGUGUUUGGUGCCAACAGAGGCCGAUUAAUGCCAUGCAUCAGGAUGUCCGGCAAAAAAGCAUCGGAUCCGAAACCGGGGCCAAACUGGAAGCGAAGGAGAAGGAAGUGGGGGCUGAGAAGGAAGGUUUCCCCAACCGGAAAAGACGCGGAAGGCGAUGUAGCAGCAGUUCCACCAGCGACUCCAGCCAAUCCUCGGAUUCCUCAACAGACUCGGACUCCGGGUCAUCCUCCAGCAACAGUAGCACAAGAAGCCAAUUACCCGCCCUCAACUUGCCAGUGCCCCUCCCGCUGGCGACACCCACUCCUCCCGCCGUUCCAACGCCUCACCAGGCUCCAUCGCCUCGCAGGAACUCCAACGACUCCAACCGGAGCAUCUCUCCCGUGGAGGUGCCUGUGGAUCCGCACGCUUGGACGUCCGAGGACAUUGCCAGCUGGGUGAAGUGGGCGACGCGAAAGUUCAAGCUGGACCCGGAGCCGGAUAUCGAAAGGUUUCCCAAGGACGCCCAGGAGCUGUGCGAUCUGUCUCGCGCGGACUUCUGGGUCUGCGCAGGAUCCAGGCGCGGAGGCAUGCUCCUGGCGAAGCACUUCGCGCUCAGCCUAUACCACGCCACCGGACGGGAGACGAGUCCCAUGCUCAACGACAACGAGCCAAAUCCGUACCAGCUGCUGAACGCUGCCUCGCACCGAUUGGUUGCCCAGGGCUCAGGGGGCCAGAUCCAGCUGUGGCAGUUUCUGCUGGAGCUGCUCGCUGAUUCGUCCAACGCGAAUGCCAUCAGCUGGGAGGGCCAAUCGGGCGAGUUCCGGCUCAUCGACCCGGACGAGGUGGCCAGGCGGUGGGGCGAGCGCAAGGCCAAGCCGAACAUGAACUACGACAAGCUGAGCCGGGCUCUCAGGUACUACUACGACAAGAACAUUAUGACCAAGGUGCACGGAAAGCGCUAUGCGUACAAGUUCGACUUCCACGGCCUGAUGGCUGCUUGCCAGGCUCAGGCACAGGGAGGAGAUCCGGCCUCCAGCAUGCUGGGAUCCUACAACCACCACGCCGGCGGAGCGAUGCAGUUGGGCCGCCACCCACCACCGCUGCACCACCACCCACAGCACUCGCAUCCGCACCACCAGCUGGGUCAGCCCCAUUUUCUGCACCCACACCACUCGUCUCCCGCCUCAAACAGCUCCAGCCUGGGAUUCCCAUCCUCCUCGACGGCCUCCUCGCAAGCUUCGCCCGGCCAGGCGCCCGCCUCCUCCUCCGCCUCCACUUCGAAUUUUACUGGUCCAUUCCAAGGUGGGACAGCCGGCGUAGACCCGGCCAGGACGUCCUCAUCUUCUGCGGGAAACUACGACCAGGGCUCGGUCACUCCCACCUCAAAUGCAUUCAACUGAGCCCGCCGCAACCCCAAUUUGUCGCCGGGGCUGUAAGUUCCGAUGGGGCAGGAGGAUGCGCAGGACCACCCACUGCGCAAGGGAGAGCGGAGAGCAACCCUGCACCCCAGCCACCCAUCGGGCAGCCAUCGGGCACCAUCAGACCUUUGGCCGUAAAAAGGUCAUUUUGUGUAAUUCCAGCUACUUUGGGUUAAUUGAGGAAUUGUGAUAGCCUGGAGCAUCGCAGAGCAAUACUCGGAAACGAGAGCCAAUUUGUUACUUAGCCUGUUAUCCUUCGCUUCUAGUUGUAAGCAGACAUUCGGCAGAGCUCCUUUAUUCCAUACGAGGUCUCAUCAUUAAAUAAUUCUAAGUUCGCACACACAGUAAAUACAUCAAAUCGC